UCAAACCAAAACCAAAAAAAAUCAAACCACCAAGUUAAAAGUCAAAGUCCGCAAUUCAUAAUCCCAUCAAUUCCGUAGUCCAUAUAUACCUUCCUAUAGUUCAAUAAUGAUGAUAGGAGUAAGGUCGUUGCUGAGACCACUGAUGACAGUGUUGAGAAGUAAUAUCAUCCAUCCAUCUUCAUUGAGAUAUAUAUCGAUAUCUCGUCGAAUUUUUCAAAAUCAAAGUCCUAUUCAUGAAUCUUCAAUCAUACAACAAGAAAGAGAUGCUUUGGAUAAAUUAACCAAAGCAAGAGAAGAAAGACAAAGGUAUAGAAAUAGAACUGCUGGGUAUUAUUCAGCAUCACUUGGGAUUGUAUUUUUAGCAUUAGCCUUUUGUGCUGUUCCUAUUUAUAGAGCUAUUUGUCAAAGAACAGGGUGGGGUGGUAUUCCAAUAACAGAUUCAGCUAAAUUCACUCCUGAUAAAGUUAUACCUGUGGAAACCAAUAAAAGAAUCAGAAUCCAAUUUACAUGUCAAUCAUCAGGGGUUUUACCAUGGAAAUUCACUCCUUUACAAAGAGAAGUUUAUGUUGUUCCUGGUGAAACUGCAUUAGCAUUUUACAGAGCUAAGAAUAUGUCGAAGGAAGAUAUUAUUGGAAUGGCUACUUAUUCUGUUACACCUGAAAAUGUGGCCGCCUAUUUCAAUAAGAUUCAAUGUUUCUGUUUUGAAGAACAAAGAUUAAGUGCUGGAGAAGAAGUUGAUAUGCCUGUGUUUUUCUUUAUUGAUCCUGAUUUUGCUAAAGAUCCAUCCAUGAGAAAUAUUGAUGAUGUGGUGUUAAAUUAUUCAUUCUUUAAAGCUACUUAUUCUGAUGGAGAAUUAGCUGCUGUUCCAGUGGCCAAUAUUGAAUUUAAAGCAACUAUAGUUUGAUACGAUUAUUAUUUUUCUUGUAUAUAUUUAAAUAAUAUCAAAAAAUGUAAAUAGAAGACCCAUUUUAGUCAAGAAGUAUGUUAAUCUUAGAUGGAAGAUGGUAUAGCCAUUUAGCCCCUUCUACAAUUCCCGGUAGUAGUAACUGGAAUGUGUAAAUGGCGUAAAGAUAAUCAUUUUCUAAGUCAUUAUAACUUUUCCUGUGGAAUGCUUCCUCAUCCAUCAACCACCCCUCCUCUUUCUCUUCUGUUCCUGAGUUUAAAGCCAAGUUCAUGGAAAAGAGCAAUAUAGUAUUCUUGGCACAUAAGAGAAGCGGCUGGCAAGGAAGGAAGGAAUGAAAGAAAAGAAUGAAAGAAAUAAGAGUUUAAAGGAUUGACUGCAUUUUGGUUAGUAGCUAUAGAAGCAAUGCCAGUGGUUACAUGUUGUUAAGAAUCCAAAAUUAGAUAUUGUCUAUUUAUAACUGUCAUAAAAUAAAAUAUUA
Molecule: messenger RNA, 1382 nt
Organism: Scheffersomyces coipomensis
Lineage: Eukaryota; Fungi; Ascomycota; Pichiomycetes; Serinales; Debaryomycetaceae
Gene: COX11
Product: Cox11p
Exons: 1
Coding region: 107-904 (265 amino acids)
Cellular component (GO): mitochondrial inner membrane
Molecular function (GO): copper ion binding
Source: RefSeq, a predicted model, not a curated record